AUGAUGAUCUCCCGCACCAUCAGCAGGGCCUCGGCCAGGCCUCAGCAGGCGGUCCGGUCUGCUGUGCGCGUGCAGGCCGCUAAGGAUUCGCCGGUGCACGCCGUUCUGCAGAACGCGGCUACUCUGGCGGUUGCUGUCGGCAUCGCCCUGUCACCGGCGCCCGCGUUUGCGGCGCUGCCCGACGGCGUCUCGGGCCCUGGCCAGACAGAGCUGGACGAGCUCCUGACUGCCAAGCUUGAGAAGAUCCGUGCCUCCGGGCUCGCCAAUGGGAAUCCCUCGGGAGCCCCGGUGCGUGUGGAGACCACUUACGACGCCGAUCGCAAGCCGCUGAACGCCACCAAGGCCCCGGCGGCAGAGCCCGUCCGCGCGGCGGCGCCUGCUGAGGAGGAGCGGAUCGACAUCCGCCAGGCCGCCAUUUCCGCUACGCGAACGCCGCUCCACGCGCUCGCCGCGCGCCCGCCGCGCCCUGGGGGCAUGGCCUCCGAGCUGUGGCGCAGCGGCGCACCGCCGGAUUGGGCCGCGGUCCGCGCGUGCGCGCACGAGAUUGUGCGCGAGCACGGCAAGAAGCCGGAGCUGGCGGAUCUGGAGGCCUGGGCGUGGGACGAGCUUCGUGCGGCGGUGCGCGCCAGGGAGCCGCCGCACCUGACCAAGGAGGAGUAUGUCAAGCUCGUCAGAUGGAAGCUCACGCGCGGCAAGUGGCGGCCGCUGAUGCGCUUUGCAGAGGCUCUGAAGCCCCAACAGAUCGAGGACGCCACCGCCGCCGCCUUCAAGGUGCUCCUGGAGACCAAGGGCAGCGCCGGCGCGGGCGCCGGCGGCGCGUCAGACGCGGCCGCCGAGGCGAGCCAGGAGGCCGCGCAGGGCGCGCUUGCGGCGCUGACCUCGCUGCCGGGCAUCGGCCCCGCGACGGCGGCGAUGGUGCUGCUGCUCGCGGACGGCAGCUGCCCGGCGAUGUCUGACGAGGCGCUGAUGGCGGUUGUGACAGCUGGCGGCGGCAAGCCAAAAUACACCCCCAAGGAAUACUGGCAGCUGCGGGACGCGCUUGUGGCCAAAGCGCGGGAGCUGCGGACACAGACAGGCGACGACACAUGGACAGCAGUCGAGGCGGAGCGCUGCCUUUUCCUGGCCGAUCUCAAAGCAAAUGGCGGGGGCAGUGGCGGCAGCGGCGGCGGCGGCGGCGGCGCUGAUGUUGAUGGAAGAGGUCAGAAGGGGACCAAGGAGGGGGCCGCGGGGAAGCGGGGCGGCGGCAAGCGCCCUGCAGCGGCUGCACCCAACGCCAGCCAUGGCGGCGGGAAGCGGCGCGCUGGCAAAGCGGCAAGCAAGGGUGCGUGA
This is a messenger RNA of Monoraphidium neglectum, 1329 nucleotides long. RefSeq lists its product as hypothetical. The record is from RefSeq and is a predicted model, not a curated record. Gene Ontology annotation, molecular function: catalytic activity. The coding region runs from base 1 to 1329 and encodes 442 amino acids. Gene Ontology annotation, biological process: DNA repair. The transcript is spliced from 8 exons. Lineage: Eukaryota; Viridiplantae; Chlorophyta; Chlorophyceae; Sphaeropleales; Selenastraceae.